Molecule: messenger RNA, 6915 nt
Organism: Ixodes scapularis (black-legged tick)
Lineage: Eukaryota; Metazoa; Arthropoda; Arachnida; Ixodida; Ixodidae
Gene: CASK
Product: peripheral plasma membrane protein CASK
Exons: 24
Coding region: 532-3270 (912 amino acids)
Biological process (GO): protein phosphorylation; regulation of neurotransmitter secretion
Cellular component (GO): cell-cell junction; plasma membrane
Molecular function (GO): signaling receptor binding; ATP binding; protein kinase activity
Source: RefSeq, a predicted model, not a curated record
UCUGUGGACGGCCUAUCGAACCGCGCCGGCGCAGGCGCUCCUCUGUCCCAGUUUCUCCAUUUGUAUCUUUUUCUCCACUCGCAUUUCGCCUUUCCUCCGCAGCUCCUUGCUCAGCAGCGAGCGAGAGCAAAGCAAGCGGGCGCUCUUCCCGGCGCGUAUCAGUGUGGUGAAGAAACACAGAACCUAGCCACGGCAUGCGCGCGUCCUACUCGAGCCGCAAGCUCCGCUAAAAGUGCCGUCGCACACCGGUGGUCCCCACCGCCGCGAUCGGAGUCGACGGAGAGGGCCAUGAACGUCGGCUGAAGUCGGCAGUCCGUCGCACCGGUCCCUCGGUCGACCCAAGUCUUCGCGCCGUCGUAGCUUCGUAGGAUAUGUCAGUGCGGAUGCUACGGCGUUAGGCUUAGCGUGCUCCUGCGGCUCCUCUGAACGUCACUCCCCCUCUCCUCGGAGCAGAGCGGUGCGUUUCUGCGUGUUGUUGUUGUCGUCGUCGUCGUGAUCUUCUCAAACGCACUGUCCUCGUCGUCGUCAGCGAUGGCCGAUGAAGACGUCGUAUUCGACGAUGUCUACGAAAUGCACGAGUUCAUCGGGAAGGGUCCGUUCAGCGUGGUGCGGCGAUGCGUGCACAAGACCACGGGCCAGCAGUUUGCUGUCAAGGUAGUCGACGUCGCCAAGUUCACCUCGUGUCCUGGACUCGGCACAGAAGACUUAAAGCGAGAAGCCACCAUCUGCCACAUGCUCAAACAUCCACACAUUGUUGAACUGUUGGAAACAUACAGCUCCGAAGGAAUGCUCUACAUGGUGUUUGAGUAUAUGGAAGGGGCAGAUUUAUGCUUUGAGAUUGUGAAAAGAGCCACUGCAGGAUUUGUCUACAGUGAAGCUGUCUCCAGCCAUUACAUGCGCCAAAUUUUGGAAGCCCUGAGGUACUGCCACGAGAACGACAUAAUUCACAGGGACAUCAAGCCACACUGUGUCCUUUUGGCUACGAGGGAAAACUCUGCACCUGUCAAACUGGGGGGAUUUGGUGCUGCCAUUCAGCUUGAGUGCGACUACAUCUAUAGCGGUGAGAAAGCAAUGUCUAUGUAUGGAGAAAACCUAAGCCUUGCAUGUCGGAAAUACUUCAAAUGUGACUUGCUAGGCCGGAUAGGUACGCCCCACUUCAUGGCUCCCGAGGUGGUCCAGCGCAAGCCGUACGGAAAGCCGGCUGACGUCUGGAGCUGCGGUGUCUUGCUCUACGUCUUGCUCACAGGGACACUUCCAUUUCUCGGAACAAAGGAGAGGCUUCACGAAGCGAUCUGCAGUGGAAAGCUCAAUCUGACUGGUAGGCAGUGGGAUCAGAUCAGUGAAUACGGCAAGGAUGUAAUCCAGAGGAUGCUCUGCCUAGAUCCCAGGGACCGAUACACCGUCGAAGAACUGCUCAAUCACCCCUGGCUGAAAGAUCGGGACCACUGUGCACCCCGGGUACAUCUCCAAGAAACCGUGGAUGAGCUGAGGAAAUUCAAUGCACGGCGGAAAUUAAAGGGUGCUGUGCUGGCUGCUGUCUCCAGCUCAAAGUGGACAAGCUUCUACAGCGACCCUGCAAUGGAUGGGAUCUCCGACUUCGGGAUUGAGGAAGAAGUGACCGCUAUUGGAGCGGUGUCCACGGUGCUGGACAGCCUGGACGACAUCCACUGCCUGACGGACUGCUCCGAGAGAGACCGGGACUUCCUGCUCAGCGUCCUCGAGGACUCCCAGCUACACGCCUUACUAGACUUGUACGACCGCAUCAACACGAGCUCGUGCAGUCCCAUCAAGUGCCCCCCUUCGGACGCCUGCGGUCGCGCCAGAGACGUUCUCGAGUGGAUCCAAGACUGUCCGCUGGGAGUCACCGCCGACAUGGAAGAGCUUCAAGCCAUCCUCUGCAAGCCUCACGUUCGGGCCUUGCUCCAAGCGCACGACGUGGUGUCGCACGAGGUGUACAGCGAGGAGGCAAUCCGCGUGACACCCCCGCCCAUGAUGCCCUACCUCAACGGCAACCAGAGUGCGGACACCCCCUCGGAUACCGACAUGGAGCAGGUCACGCGGGUGCGCCUCGUCCAGUUCCAAAAGAACACCGACGAGCCCAUGGGCAUCACUCUCAAGUUGGACGAAGAUGGACGUUGUAUCGUGGCUCGCAUCAUGCACGGGGGCAUGAUCCAUAGGCAAGCGACCCUGCAUGUUGGCGACGAAAUACGCGAAAUCAACGGCAUCAGCGUUGCCAAUCAGACAGUGGAAAGCUUGCAGAGGAUGCUUAGGGACGCUCGAGGAAGUGUGACGUUCAAGAUCAUCCCCAGCUACCGCAGUGCCCCUCCUCCCUGUGAGAUAUAUGUUCGUGCUCAAUUCGACUACAAUCCGUUGGAUGAUGACCUCAUUCCAUGCGCACAAGCGGGCAUUGCAUUCCAGAUAGGAGACAUUUUACAGGUGAUCAGCAAGGACGACCACAACUGGUGGCAGGCCAAGAAGGAGACGGCGGACGGCACGGCGGGCCUCAUCCCGUCGCCAGAGCUCCAGGAGUGGCGCUCGGCGUGCAUCGCCAUGGAGCACUCCAAGAACGACCAGGUGAAUUGCUCAAUCUUCGGGAGGAAGAAAAAACACUUCAAGGACAAGUACCUAGCGAAGCACAACUCGAUGUUCGACCAGCUCGAUGUUGUCACUUAUGAGGAGGUGGUCAAGCUGCCUUCCUUCCACAGAAAAACUCUGGUGCUUCUCGGAGCUCACGGCGUUGGGCGGAGGCACAUCAAAAACACACUCAUCAGCAGCUACCCAAACAAAUAUGCAUAUCCUAUUCCACACACCACGAGGCUGCCGCGAAAGGGGGAGGAGAACGGGAGGAACUACUUCUUCGUGUCGCACGAGGAGAUGAUGGCAGACAUUGAGUCGCACGAGUACCUGGAGUACGGCACCCACGAGGAGGCCAUGUACGGCACCAAGCUGGACACGAUACGCAAGAUCCACGCCGACGGCAAGAUCGCCAUCUUGGACGUGGAGCCCCAGGCACUCAAGAUCCUCCGAACGGCUGAGUAUUCCCCGUAUGUCGUCUUCAUUGCGGCCCCUUCAAUAACUACUAUGCACGACGUGGACGGAAGCCUAGAGCGGCUAGCCAAGGAGAGCGAGCUGCUGCGGCAGGCCUACGGACAUUUCUUCGACCUGACGGUGGUGAACAACGACAUCGAGGACACCAUCCACACCCUGGAGGCGACGUUGGACACCCUCGACGCCUCGCCACAGUGGUUGCCCGUCGCGUGGGUGUACUGACGGUCGCGACGGAGAGACGGUGCCUCGACACCGCAGCGUUGAACACACCGAAGCGCCGGGCACUCCCGCGACCAGGCGCGGCACGGAGAUCGCCCUCUGCAGAAGCGUGCGACACUCUUAAACUUGCCUUUUUACUUUUUUUAUUUUGUGUCUGGAAGUGGUGUGGGAUGUUUACAUCAUAUAGAAGACAGUUUGGCUCUAGUAGAACAGAGGCCCUUAAUUAGAGAGGUAAACUCACCAUUUCGAAAUCAGUUAUAGCAGUCAAAAUAUUCUCUAUUAGUUCAACAGAGAACGCUACACCAUGACUUACGUUCAUCAUAUUCGGAGGUGUCGAGAACUGGGCCAAGUGGUACUGAUUCAUAAUGAAAGACAAAGUGGACGAAAAACAUGGACACAAGACGUACAAAAGCAGAGCGCUCGUCCAUUGUACUUGUCCUUCUUGCCUCUGUGUCUUGCGUGGGUUCUGUUUUUCAUUAUGCAUCGUGCUCAUAUUUUUAAGUUGUGAGGGUACUUACGUGCAUAUGCUGCGAUGCAGCGUAGGUUGAUUGCGGGACUUUGCGCAAAAGUAGGAGAGCUUCAUUGAAAACCCGUGUCUUGGAAAAUAUUUGCGAGAGCCGCCGAACCUUGGAAUUGUGUUGCGCAAAAGUACUUCGGCGCUGCAUGCUUAAUUUUUAGGCGUUUUCGUCACCCGUGCGACAACUCCUCGCCCGACAAGCGAGAUGUUGGAUUGCUGAACACUCCACUGCCAGCAUUAGCAGCAGCUUCAAAAUUGAUACGUUAAUUUCUUCCGUUAAUAGGAAAAUCGAUUCCUCAAAGCGUCCCAGACUGUCUCGUUAUCAUUCCCUCACCUUGCCUGUGUUACGAGAGUUAUUUUUAUAUGCAAUGUUUCUGUAAGGGAGAGAAAGUGACCAGAAAACCAUCAAGGGGGUUGUCUUUCUUUUGUUUCUUUUCUUUUCAUGAAUAUUUGCGCGCAGAUGCAAGUUGCGUCCCCACGCUUCUGCAAGUGCGAACGCUUUUCCGCUGCCGCGCUGCAACGUGAAGGGAGAAGCCCGUGUGCCCACCAGAGUGCCUCUGUUUCUAAAUGACUGCUGAACAUUUUUUUCAAAAGCGAGCCACCACAAUCAAGCGGUGGCCGUCGUCGCAACCACGCCACGUCCAUCGCGCGUGGGCGUGCACGUUUCCACUAGACAUUUCGAGUUGCCCCCCCCUUGCAGUGUCUCGCAAUGGCCCCCCCCAAACUUUUCGUUGUUGUUGAUGUUAUCGUUGUUGUUACUGUGAAGAGCGAGAGGAGAGAAGAAGGCCGUCGUCAAGAAUGUCUUCACACAUUUUACGAACUUGAUUGUAUCUGAGGCGGACGUUGACCCAUCUUUGCGGUCACUGAGCACCGGUCUCGUACCGCUACACAUCAGCGUGGCAUUUAUAGCGAUCAAGAGUUGAGGUCUUGUUAAAGAUGUAACCAGAAUCUAGUUCAACUUGUUUCUUUUUUUUUUUCUUUCUUUCUUUUUUUGAUACAUUCUUUGUUGCCAAAUGGUCUAGCGUUGGUUUGGGGCACAAAGUCUCAGGAUCGGCUGUGGUCGGGAGUGCGGAAGCCACAAUGAUUGGAGUCGAUUUUGGCUGUUUGGAAUCAAAUGUGGAAACAUAUCGAAGUUUUUACGACCCCUCUCUUGGGUACAAUGGCUUUGGAGCCAUGACAGGACAGCAGGUUUCUAUACAAUAUUGUUGGUAAGCCAUGUGAAGUCCCUUUGUUGUUUGCAUACUCUUUCAUAUAGACAUAGAGACUUUGUUAGGUUGCUUUCUACGAUCAUGGUGUGAGUGGUGUUGAGAAUGCGAGGGUCUGUUUCUGUGGUUAGAGUUUCGACUGUAGAUAAGAUUUACUUUUAUACUUUCUCUGUUGUCUCCUCGAAGUAUUUUAGGCAGAGACUUUAGGUGUUACCUUCUGCUGGCUCAAAACAGCUUACCAACAUGUCUGUGCUUAGCGUAGAUACAUGUCUCGGCCUAUGGGUAACUUCGUGAUUUCCUUUUGCAAUGUCUUCUAAGGGCUGCUUGUGCAAUUUGCUUUGUUCGUCUUACUUGAUCUUUACAGUUUGCUUUAGUGGUAAUGGCAGCUUACUGCAGAUGAUGUUGCUUUGUUGCACUGCAAUGUAGAUCAGCUUUAUUCUCCGACAUUGUAUUGUUAUGUUAGGCAUGCCACUGUAUGCUAUGCUAUACUGUGCCACCUUGCAGUAAUGCUGUGUUUUCUUUUAGUUUGAUUUAUGUAGCUGGCUCAAACCAACCUGCCAGGUUGAACGGCAUUGUUAUAUACCGGUAGUAGUAUGUAUUAUGAAUUAACAUCCAAGCAAGGUUCAUUUAAUAGAAGCGGGUAGCUCUAUGUUCAAACAAACAUUGUAGGAAUUAGUUUUUCGUUCAUUAUUUUUUCGAGACUUGCCUGACAUAUGGGGUCAUUGAUUUCUAAUGUGGAAGCCUCAGCAGCUUGUUAUCAUUAGAACGCUAUUUUUUUGUUGUUGUUGUGCUCGGGAGAAAGUCUCCGGGCAUGGAAGCAGCAUGCUUACGUCGCAAAGAAGUCUGCACGCAUUUUAGAUUUCAGAGCAUAAUAUCUAUACACUACCAAAUUUUACAAUUUUAUGUUUAUACUAUGGUGCCAAGCAUAUUUUAUGAGUGAGGGAUAUGUAAGUGCUUGAUGUGUGGAGUUGACUGCUAGGAGGUCUUGGGCCAGCAAUACACUGUGAAUGCAGAUCUGGGGUUCCCACUGUUAACAAGAAAAGCAGGGCACUAAAUCCCAACAUCGCUGUGUCUCGACUGGCACUUUAUCCAGAUUUUACUUACUGAGAUUAGGCCCAACAUAAAGUAUGGCUUUUCAAAGAGGCCUUUUUGCCUUUAUUUCUUUUACCUAUAUCUGUUCCCUUAUUCCCCAUGAAUAUCCCCUUUAGGUUGGCCCCAGAUGUUUUAGGGACGUAGGGGGUGGUGCGGGCCUCGCAAUAUCGAAACCUUUUUUUUGCAACGUGCAUUACGAGGAAAAUAGGGGGUGCAAACCGUAAUUUGUUUUCAGUCGAGAUGCUGUUUUGAGUUCAGAUGGAGAGACAGGGUUAUGACAUUGUUCAGAUCUCUCCCAAGUUUACCUCGAGACAUUAUAGUAGUAAAACAUGUUCCUUAUAGCCUAGAGGCUCAUUAUGUUCUGCCUGCAAUGUUAAAAGGAAUUUCCAGUUGUAUUUACUCGGUUUAUAUGCAUGUUGUACUUAGUUCCGUAGGGCAGUGCAUCUUCUUUUUUUUUUCUCUUUUUUUUUUAAAAUUUUAUGGGAAAGAUUGUAUUGCAAUUUUCAACGUUAAGGUUGAUCUUAGCAGCUCCUCCCUCAAGAAACCCCGUCAUUGUUGAUGUGAGAUUUCCCCGUGGGUUGGUUCUGGCGAGCAAGCGAGGUUGCUGUUUCUCUUGGAUUGACAGAUACCCUUGAAACAUGUUUGAAUGAAUGAAAUCAACUAGUCAUGGUUCGUUGUUCGCUCAUGACAGCCUCAGCUGCAAUUCCAAGGCAGUACAAAAGCUCCAAUACUGCUGCCUUGUCAUUUCACAGGUGUGAUAAUGCAUGACCUAAUCUACAGGGUUGAUAGCAUAGAGUUGAUGGGAUAUUAUGAAAAUAAAGAAUAUAUAAUGAA